Klebsormidium nitens is the source of this 2305-nucleotide messenger RNA. Lineage: Eukaryota; Viridiplantae; Streptophyta; Klebsormidiophyceae; Klebsormidiales; Klebsormidiaceae. The record is from the annotation of a GenBank genome assembly.
AUUUGUACAGUCAGACUGCAGGCUGAUCUUGUGACCAAGAAACUCGAUGAGGGCGCUCUAGAUCUGAGAAGAAGGGAAGCCGCCCAGGUAUUCGCAGGAGGAAGGCGGCAAGGACAAAGCUGGCGCCCCGAAAAGGGUUUCACGGAAGCACACUACGAACCACCCUAAGCGUGCCGACCAUUUUUGGCCUCAGGAAGAGCCGUUUGAGGAUAGCAGGUGCUCAGAGCUUGGUGUUGUUUUGCACGGGUUCCGUGCAUUGAAGUGAGUUUUGAGAGAGCUUUGACCUGUGCUGCACUUGCUAGAAGGGUUGAUAAGCCCCUUGGUUGGUGAGGCAGGCUGAAGAGCUCGAGUUUCCAAGGUCUACUGUAAGGUUCCUUCCCUGGUUUGCAACCGACAAUCUCUGCCCCCCUGACUGUUGGCCGCUUCUUAGAUCUCAAUAGACAGGGUAGAAAGACGCUUAGCAGGGGCACCAGUGUUGAUGUUUCAAAGAUUGUGAGGGGAAAGUUCAUGACAGAGCCAGUCAUAACAACGACCCCAGAGCUGCCAGGGUCUACUUCGGCUGGAAUGGGUAUGCUGGCUACUGCAGAAGCAGACCCCAGCGACUAUCUCAACAAGCUUGCCAAGCAUCCAAGACUCUCCAGGAUGCACGGUAUUCCUGAAGGAGCGAACGGGGAGUUCCUCUACCGGAGUAAACAGCCCCGCCCCCUGGAAGAUGGGAACUGGAUGUGCGAAGAUCCAGCCUGCAGGAAUGUCAACUAUCCCAGGCGGUCAGAGUGCAACAAGUGCGGGAAGAAGCGGGGGUUGAUAGGAGACACCAUCGUGAAGAAUUACGUGGAGUCCAUCAAGCUGGCCCGGGGCGAGUCAGCACCUAGCGCCUUGCAACAUGCUUCUCGACUGGCGAACAUGUCGACCUACGAACGGGGGCCGUACUAUCCGGACGUCAUGGGGGCAGACCUGCGCUACUCGACUUCGGAACAUGAUGCGUGGUUGGCGGCGGCUAAUGGUGGGGGACUCGACGCUCCGUACACUCCGCAGUAUACCACCAACGGGGGGUCGCACAGUCGGAGGUCAGCCUUCACGACCGCUAGCGAGGGUCGCCGCUUGGCUGAGCAGCUCCUGCUCCAGUUUGCCAACUCUUCAGACCCGGUCGGGGACGCCCGCGAGUGCGUGGCAGCAGCCGCGCUCUGGCUGGGCUCUGUCACAAAGUCACGCUCCCAGGCCGACUACUCGCACAGCGUCUCACCCUCGUCCCUCUCUCCGGUCUCCUCUUCGUCCCUUAGUAACCUGGCAGCGCUCUCCCAGGCGGACCAUACCUCGCCCCUGGUUCUCCCCUCGGCGUACUACGGAGGGCCUAACGGCAUGACACCUGGCAUGGGCCUGAACGCCCACGUGUCCACUCUCCGAGGGGUGGCCGGGAGGGUGCCCCCGAUUCGGCCCGUUGUGUCGUUCGAAGACUACAAGGACCGGCCGAGCGACUACUUGAGGGAGUUUGGCGACCCCGCGGCUUUGAACGCGGCCGGCACCUCCGCCAUCAGGCCCCUGGCAGGGGUCAAUGGCAACUGGGAAUGUGACGACUGCAAGAACGUCAACUUCCCGAGGAGGACGAACUGUUACCAGUGCCAUAAGAAGCGGGGGUCCAAGGGGGAGGACAUUGUUAGAGAGUAUGUCCGCCGCCUCAUCGAGGAGAGCCUUAGGGUGUAGGGAGGUGUCGAUCUGCCCGGAUUUGUUUCUGCAUGGGCCAGGUACCAUGUACCGUUUGCAAAUAAGACUCAUGCAGUACAACGUAUUGCACGGGGAUAGGACUCGUAGUGCUUGCUGGUAAGGAGUGUAUGCACAGGGACAUUGUACAGUUUUGCACCGAGCACGGCUGCGUUUAGGAGGUUGUUUUAGAGCGCUAAAAGGGUGAGUGCGUCUGGGUCGACGAAGCUCGGUGGAAUUUUCCGGCGGUCGCAAAGUGUGGCUUCGAAUUGGUUCUCCUACUGUUAGCAGGUUACCGGUUUUACGAUAGAUUGAGGACGCGGCCGAUCAUUGUUCGAUAUCAAACGCUUGUAGAGCCGCCUGCGUUCGUGUCACGAUACGAUUGGGUAUAAUCUGAACAGUAGGAGGGAUAUAUUGACACGGUUGAGGUCCCAAGGUCGGACAUGCAGGAUGUCCAGUCUCGAGGUUCUAUAAUACAGGAGUGCGCUAGGGGUUUUGUUUUGAUUUCCUCGACCUUAGACAUGAACGAUCGUUUGCCAGGAUUGAAAAACUGCAUAUAUCUAUAUGCUCGUUUUGUGCUGAACAGAUCUCCGCGACGCUUGACUAG